AUGAAAAUCUUGCUCGGGGACCUGCUGCUGCUCAGCCUCCUCUCCAGUGUGUUCAGCAGUUGUCAGAGGGACUGUCUGACCUGCCAGGAAAAGCUCCACCCGGCCCUGGACAGCUUCAACAUGGAGACAUGUAUCCUCGAGUGUGAACAGAAGGCCCUCCCCAGCCCUCUCUGGACUCCAUGCACCAAGAUCAUGGCCAAGGGCUCCUGGAAGCUCAGCCCUGCUGACCCAGAGCAUGUGGUGACUGCUCUUGACCAGCCCAGAGGCUCCGAGAUGCAGCACCUACGGAGGAUGCCCCGAGUCAGGAGCCUGUUCCGAAGGCAGGAAGAGACAGAGCCCAGCGCACUUGAGGCUGGCAACGUGGAGCAGAAGCAACUACAGAAGAGGUUUGGGGGUUUCACAGGGGCCCGGAAGUCGGCCAGGAAGCUGGCUAAUCAGAAGCGGUUCAGUGAGUUUAUGAGGCAGUACCUGGUCCUGAGCAUGCAGUCCAGUCAGCGCCGGCGCACUCUACACCAGAAUGGCGUCCGUGCGAUCCCCAAAACAGCAUGUGUCCAGCCCCAGACCUGCCGGCUGGGAAUCAGGACCCCUUCUCUGCCGAGGCACUGAGAGCCUGCAGACCCUGCAGGCAUGGCCUCCAGAGCCCCUGUCCCUCCAACCCCUCGGCAUGUCGCACCCAACCCAAUUGCUACAUCAGAGUGUAUUUUUGUAAUCCCUCACCCCACUUCCCUGCAGCUCACAUCUUGACGGCCCCAUCCUUCCUCCUCACCUGCACCUUUCCUCUCGUAGGGGCAAGGUGGGGAAAGAACA
Ochotona princeps (American pika) is the source of this 807-nucleotide messenger RNA. RefSeq names its product prepronociceptin (gene PNOC). Lineage: Eukaryota; Metazoa; Chordata; Mammalia; Lagomorpha; Ochotonidae. Bases 1 to 606 code for a protein of 201 amino acids. The transcript has 3 exons. Gene Ontology annotation, molecular function: opioid receptor binding. Gene Ontology annotation, biological process: sensory perception; chemical synaptic transmission; neuropeptide signaling pathway. The record is from RefSeq and is a predicted model, not a curated record. Gene Ontology annotation, cellular component: dendrite; axon terminus; plasma membrane.